AUGGAAGCUAGAUCAAGGGAAGAGACUUUAAGGAUGGAGGCUAGAACCAAGCAAUUGGUAGAGGCUGAGAGGGAACAUUUACUGAGUCAGCUUUCCCAACUCAUCCCCAAUUUUGAUCCAAGCAUGCUUAAACCGAAAACUAGCCCCUGUCAAAACCAAGGUCUAGAGCAAAGUCCCAAAAAUCCAAUGUCUGACAAAGCAAGCUGCUCUGGGGAUGUGAGAUCCCUACAUUUUGAGGAUGAUACUGCCAAAAAUGGGGAAAAGCAAGAAGAAAUGGGUAUUGAAGUAGCUGAUUAUUCAAAGGUGGAGGUGCCAUCUUCCUUACAAUCCCUUUGUCGUUAUGUGGAAACCACACUAAAGCCUCAGGAAAAGAUCAUGACCUUUACAAUUGGGGAGAAGGUGUUUGGUGCAGAUCGCAGUACCUUCGUCUUGCCUGAAGAUAUUACACAGUUAGUAGGCAUGGAAGAAAUUGGGGCUACUGUGCUUGCAGUAUAUAUGAGGUGCUUAUAUGAUCAUUUGAAAGUAGCAAAUAUGCUCAACAUGGUUGGCUUUAUCAACCUUGCUCAAGUUAAUGCCAACGUUGGGUCACUAACUGACAGAUCACGAAUUGUAGCCAGUCGACUUCAGAAGACAGAUGGCUCCUUAAGCAAAGCUGCUGGAAACCAGUCCCAAGCCAAAGACAUCCAAAGAACCGAUGAAUACCAUCCCGCAUGCUGUCAGAAGCAUCCCUUGGACCAGCAUACAUUUGCACCUCUUUUCCUUCAUCAGAUUCAGCCAAGGAAGAGGAAAGAAAAGAAGAAAAAACAGCAAACCAAGAGUGGAAGCUCUCAUUGCACAGCCGCGGGAAAGGAGGAUGUUGAGCCCCCAAAUCCCCUGAAUUCAUGA
Messenger RNA from Prunus armeniaca (apricot), 885 nucleotides. The record is from the annotation of a GenBank genome assembly. Lineage: Eukaryota; Viridiplantae; Streptophyta; Magnoliopsida; Rosales; Rosaceae.